AUGGCUGUCCUUGAAAAGCUCAGCAGCUCACUGAGUAGUGUGUUCGCAGAGACUGACCGCGUGUUUCGCCUGAAUGGGCUUAAUCAAAUCACGUACCCGUUCUUCAAGAGAAACACGCAGCCAGUCUCUGCCCAAAGCACGUACGUGGAGCUGCUCAAGUGCAGCUUGAUUCCAUUCGACUAUCGAUCCGUAGCCGAAGGCUUUUUCGGCAAAAUGACGACGGGCUGCGGGCAAAGUGAAGCUGAUCACGCUGAUGUAAGCAGAUUUUGUGGAGAGAUACUCAUCUCAAUCGCCACUAACGUCAUAUUAUCCAUUGAAUAUCGGUAUGCUGGUAUAAGGUACUCCGAGCACAAACGCGAAGUAAUCGUGCUGGCCGGCCAAAACCAGUUGAUGGAGGCGCUUGGAGUCGCUUUGGAUGGCGUCGGAUUCAACGAGAAGAGCUGGUGCGUGAUGACGGAGGCAGCCGCAGGUCUGUGCUUCAUGCAGCUUUGUAUCGGCGUUACGGUAGAGUGCAAGUACGUGGCACCAGACCGCCGGGAUUUUGUCGAUCGACUCUGCGCAAUGCUGGCUCACCUAAAGCAAGAAGUCGUCGACUCGGUUCAGCGAGAGGUCGAACACGAUCUCAUCGUUCGUAACAUGCUUGGGCGUGUGUUCCAGUAUACUGUAAUGUACACGCCUCGCGAAGGAAUUUUAAUUACUUCGAAUAGUAGAAAACCGUGGCACCGAUACUGA
Messenger RNA from Phytophthora sojae, 732 nucleotides. RefSeq lists its product as hypothetical. The record is from RefSeq and is a predicted model, not a curated record. NCBI's taxonomy places the organism in Eukaryota, Oomycota, Peronosporomycetes, Peronosporales, Peronosporaceae. The transcript has 2 exons. Bases 1 to 732 code for a protein of 243 amino acids.